Marchantia polymorpha subsp. ruderalis is the source of this 195-nucleotide messenger RNA. The record is from the annotation of a GenBank genome assembly. NCBI's taxonomy places the organism in Eukaryota, Viridiplantae, Streptophyta, Marchantiopsida, Marchantiales, Marchantiaceae.
AUGGGCUCGAGGACAAGAAUCUUAGCCCUGCUAUUCUUCGGAGUGGUAGCGGUGGGAACAGGGGCGGGCAUUUUCGAAGUGCAUCGAGAGCAGAAGCUGGAGCGUCAAGCUUUGCAUCAGGGUGUCAUCCGAGACCAACAUUUGCUUGCUCUCAAGGAGCAACAGCUUCGGCAGGACGCCACUCCCGAUCGUUGA